UUUUUUUUUUUUUCCACGGGACCACUCCACGCUUAGCCACCAUGUCCGCUGCACAAGAAGCCCUCAACGACGUGCCCAUCGAGGUGUCCAAGGUGUUCGACACCAUCCUCGUGUUGGACUUCGGGUCCCAGUACUCGCACUUGAUCACCCGGAGAUUGAGAGAAUUCAACGUCUACGCCGAGAUGUUGCCCUGCACGCAGAAGAUCCUGGAGUUGACCUGGAAGCCCAAGGGCGUGAUUUUGUCCGGCGGGCCCUACUCCGUGUACGCGGCCGACGCGCCGCACGUGGACCACGACGUGUUCCAGUUGGACGUGCCCAUCUUGGGCAUCUGCUACGGCAUGCAGGAGUUGGCCUGGAUCAACGGCAAGGGCGUCGGCCGGGGCGACAAGCGGGAGUACGGCCCGGCCACGUUGGCCGUGCAGGACCAGGCCUGCCCGCUCUUCCAGGGCGUGGACCACUCGCAGGUGUGGAUGUCGCACGGCGACAAGUUGCACGCGUUGCCCUCCGGCUUCAAGACCGUGGCCACGUCGGACAACUCGCCGUUCUGCGCCAUUGCGCACGAGACCGACGCCAUCUACGGCAUCCAGUUCCACCCGGAGGUCACGCACUCGGUCAACGGCAAGGUGUUGUUGCGCAACUUCGCCGUCAACAUCUGCCGCGCACAGACCAACUGGUCCAUGGAGAACUUUGUGGACACGGAGAUCGCGCGCAUCCGCAAGUUGGUGGGCCCCACGGCCGAGGUGAUCGGCGCGGUGUCCGGCGGCGUGGACUCCACCGUGGGCGCCAAGAUCAUGAAGGAGGCCAUCGGCGACCGCUUCCACGCCAUCUACGUGGACAACGGCGUGAUGCGCUUGAACGAGACCGAGGAGGUGCACCGCACGUUGACCGAGGGCUUGGGCAUCAACUUGACCGUGGUGGACGCGUCGGACUUGUUCUUGGGCCGCUUGAAGGGCGUCACGGACCCGGAGAAGAAGCGCAAGAUCAUCGGCAACACGUUCAUCCACGUGUUCGAGGACGAGGCGGCCAAGAUCAAGCCCGCGUCCGGCCAGGAGAUCGAGUUCUUGUUGCAGGGCACCUUGUACCCAGACGUGAUCGAGUCCAUCUCGUUCAAGGGCCCCUCGCAGACCAUCAAGACGCACCACAACGUGGGCGGCUUGUUGGAGGACAUGAAGUUGAAGUUGAUCGAGCCCUUGCGCGAGUUGUUCAAGGACGAGGUGCGCCACUUGGGCGAGCUCUUGGGCGUGCCGCACGACUUGGUCUGGCGACACCCGUUCCCCGGCCCGGGCUUGGCCAUCCGCGUGUUGGGCGAGGUCACGCCGGCGCAGGUCAAGAUCGCGCGCGAGGCCGACGCCAUCUUCAUUGCCGAGAUCAAGAAGGCUGGCUUGUACAAGCAGAUCUCGCAGGCGUUCGCCGCGUUGUUGCCCGUCAAGUCCGUGGGCGUCAUGGGCGACCAGCGCACGUACGAGCAGGUCAUUGCCUUGCGGGCCAUCGAGACGCUCGACUUCAUGACCGCGGACUGGUUUGUGUUUGAGGCCUCGUUCUUGAAGCGCGUGGCCUCGCGCAUUGUCAACGAGGUCGACGGCGUGGCCCGCGUCACCUACGACAUCACCUCCAAGCCCCCGGCCACGGUCGAAUGGGAGUAGCCGGGCUGGCCGCAGUAUAGCUGUGUAUUAGGAAUCUAUGUGAACUGAAGAAGCAUCAGCCCCC
Messenger RNA from Metschnikowia bicuspidata var. bicuspidata NRRL YB-4993, 1707 nucleotides. RefSeq names its product GMP synthase (glutamine-hydrolyzing) (gene GUA1). NCBI's taxonomy places the organism in Eukaryota, Fungi, Ascomycota, Pichiomycetes, Serinales, Metschnikowiaceae. Gene Ontology annotation, biological process: GMP biosynthetic process. The transcript has a single exon. The record is from RefSeq and is a predicted model, not a curated record. Gene Ontology annotation, cellular component: cytosol. The coding region runs from base 42 to 1643 and encodes 533 amino acids. Gene Ontology annotation, molecular function: GMP synthase (glutamine-hydrolyzing) activity; ATP binding; GMP synthase activity.